This is a messenger RNA of Striga asiatica, 405 nucleotides long. The record is from the annotation of a GenBank genome assembly. NCBI's taxonomy places the organism in Eukaryota, Viridiplantae, Streptophyta, Magnoliopsida, Lamiales, Orobanchaceae.
AUGAUUAUCUCAAAUAUUCUCGGGUUGAAGCAGUCGCCCGUGGUUUUGGCGAUCGAGAAGGGCUUGGCCGACGCUCGGAUCUACACCGAGAACUCAAUCUGUAAGCGAAACGAGCAGAUUGACUACCUCAACUUCUCCUCGAGCCUAGACCUGUUGUCGCCCACUGCAACACGAAAUAUUGUUAAAUCCCUCGAGUCAUCUCUUAUUCUCAAUCCCACGAAAGGCCCGUCCCAAAUUCGAGAAGCUACUGGUCACAUUAAAGAAACUAAUUGUGCCAACAGUGUUAAAGCAAUGCAUAACCUUUCUGAGUUGCUUAUGUUUCAUCUUUCUGUUGAGUCAUGCUCUAUGAAUAAAGAAAAUAUAGACUCAAGAGCACAAUCAUCAACCUUAAUUAUUGCUGCAUAA